UGCGCUCGUCCUCGUCGAUAAUCGAUAGACGGAUGCAGGUAGCCUUCCUCCCUACACACGCAGCAUCACCACGCAUCCUUACUCCACUGUGCAGUCUCUCUUAUUUUCCUCCCCAUCACCACACAUAUGAGAAAACGCUCGUGGGGGCCCUGCCUAUUGAUCUCUAAACAUCUGGAACACCUCAUAUUUGUUUUACAAGGCAGAGGCGAACAGUCUGUGCCCGAGAUAGAGGAGUGAGACAGCAGCAGCAGCAGCAGCAGCAGCACCAGGACGGACCACUUGACACCUUGCUUCACGGCAUCGAUAUGCAGUAGUGUGAUACCAGCUCUGCGGAGACGGGAAGGCCAGUCCAUGGCAUCUUGAUAUUAAAACCGUGGGCUCUGCGCAUUCCUCACCGACGGCGUAGUCUUUUUUCUGCGGAGUCGAAAGGAUUAACUUGGCCAGAUAAAGGCGGCGAGGGAGGAAAUCUUACCAAUAUUUCAAUUUGACCAGAUUCUGUUUGGGGGAUUCGUGGGAUAUCAUUGGACCUGCGAUGGACUCCAGCGCGGGGGAAUAUGGCAUGGCUCGUCUUGGAUUGUUUUUGGUUUUGAUGGGGCUGUGGAGAUUUAGUGAUGCUUGCCCCGCAUCCUGCACUUGCAGCAUCUCAAGGAUUGUUUGUAUUGAUUCUGUACCAGGGAUCGAGGAUUUCCCUGUCCUCACGUUAGAUGACAUGGAAAACAUCACCGAGAUAUUCGUUGCCAAUCAAAACAGACUGUUUGACAUCAACGACAACAGUUUGAGGCACUACAUAAACCUCAGAAACCUAACAGUGACAAAGACAAGAUUGACAUCUAUAUCAUCAGAUGCCUUUUUCAACAAUACAAGACUUCAAUAUGUAAAUCUCAGAGACAAUAAUCUAUCGACGCUGUCAUGGAGAACAUUUCAGAACUUUAACACAACAUUCCCGCUCCUCCUGUCUGGAAACCCUCUGGACUGUGUUUGUGAGAACUUGUGGAUCAAACUGAGGCUACAAGAGGAAAGCGACGGUCAAGAGCUGAAAUGCAUAGACGACAGAGGAGAGACGAAGGCCUUUGCCACACUCACUCCACCCGACUGUGUGGUUCCCAAAGUGGAGGUCAUCCCCAAAAUUGUGACCAAGAUGCAGGGGAGUAAUGUCAAAGCUGUGUGCAACGCCUCAGGCUCCCCUCUUCCUGAGAUCCUGUGGAACCUUGAUAUGCUCUCGACCCAGCACGAGAUCGAACCUUUGGAAACAGAGAGCAGCCUCACCCUGUCAGGCCUGUCUCCUGUGGAUAAUGGCAGGGUGAUCAUAUGCAGCGCUGAGAACAUGGUCGGUCAGACGGAGGCCACUCUUCAACUCAAUAUUCUCUUUGCCCCCACCAUCCAGCAGCUGCUGGGACCAGAGCAGAACCACCACUGGUGUAUCCCCUUCAGCGUGACAGGGAACCCCAAGCCUGAGCUGCAGUGGUACCACGAGAACGAGCCUCUCCAGGAGCAGGACUACAUCCGCACCAUGAUCCACGUGUCCACCGAGAGCGAAGAUCACGGCUGCCUGCAGCUGGUCAACCCCACACACAUUCACAAUGGUGUGUACAGGCUAGUGGCAAAGAAUGAGUACGGCCGGGACGAGAAGAAGGUCUCUGCCCAGUUCAUCAACCCACCUGAGACAGAAGACCCCUUCUACUACUACUCGCCUCUCCCUCCACUGGACGACAGUGUUGCAGUGUAUGUAGUUGUGGGAAUCGCAGGAGUUGCCCUGACCGGCUGUGUUCUAAUGGUGAUCAUUCUGAAAUACGGAAGAAACUCCAAGUUUGGUAUUAAAGGCUCCUCCUCAGUCAUCAGUAAUGACGAUGACUCUGCCAGCCCUCUUCAUCACGUCUCCAAUGGCAACAACACCCCGUCGUCCUCGGAGAUGGGUCCAGACGCAGUGAUCAUUGGGAUGACAAAGAUUCCUGUCAUUGAGAACCCACAGUACUUCCGUAACUCUGGCAGCAUGCUGAAAUCUGACACGUUUGUCCAGCACAUUAAGAGACACAACAUCGUACUGAAGCGGGAGCUGGGAGAGGGAGCCUUUGGGAAGGUCUUUCUCGCUGAGUGCUACAACCUGACACCAGACCACGAGAAGAUCCAUGUGGCAGUCAAGACUCUGAAAGAGGCCAGCGAGAGCGGCCGAGCAGACUUCUACAGAGAGGCCGAGCUCCUCACCAACCUGCAACAUGAACACAUUGUCACCUUCUAUGGAGUGUGUGUAGAGAGCGACCCACUCAUCAUGGUGUUUGAAUAUAUGAAACAUGGUGACCUAAACAAGUUUCUCAGGUCCCACGGUCCUGAUGCAGUGCUAAUGGCAGACGGUCAACACAGCAUCCUGGUGGAGCUCACCCAGUCCCAGAUGCUGCACAUUGCCCAACAGAUUGCUGCUGGCAUGGUCUACCUGGCCUCCCAGCACUUUGUCCACAGAGACUUGGCAACCAGGAACUGCCUGGUAGGAGAAAACCUGCUGGUCAAAAUAGGAGACUUUGGCAUGUCCAGAGACGUUUACAGCACAGACUACUACAGAGUGGGCGGUCAUACGAUGCUGCCGAUCCGCUGGAUGCCCCCAGAGAGCAUCAUGUACCGGCGAUUCACCACAGAGAGUGAUGUGUGGAGCCUGGGAGUGGUGCUGUGGGAGAUCUUCACCUACGGCAAGCAGCCCUGGUACCAGCUCUCCAACAAUGAGGUGAUUGAGUGCAUCACCCAGGGCCGUGUGCUGCAGCGACCCCGCACCUGCCCUAAAGAGGUGUAUGAUCUGAUGCUGGGGUGCUGGCAGAGGGAGCCCUACAUGAGGCUGAACAUCAAGGAGAUCCACAGUAUGCUCCAGAGCCUCGCCAAGGCCUCACCUGUGUACCUGGACAUACUGGGCUGAUGCACCGGUGUUUGUGUAUGUACUUUGCGUGUGUGUGUGCGUGUGCGUGUGUGAGGUGGGGCUUCAUAAGUGUUUGUGUGUUUGUCUGUCUGACGUGAUGUGACAGAGAGGAGGAGGAAAUGAAGGGUGUGUGUGUGAGUGCGUCUGUGUACAGUACCUGGCUGUAAAUGUUACUGUAAAUGCUAUCGUCCGCGUCCUCAUUACAUCGAGAAAAAGCCUUAAAUUUCGAGUGAUUUUCUUUUUUUGCUUUUUCUGUUCUUAUCCAUUCGCAGACGUUACUGAGGCAUGUUUCACAAGUGGAAACCAAAAUGCAUACAGGAUUAUGUCACUUUAUCCAAAUCAUAAAUGUAAAAGGCAUCAAAAUAAAUGAAACCCGAUAAUCAGACCCACUGAUUACUGGGUGAUUCUGUCUACAUCCAUACAGUAUGUGCUGCGAAUGAACAAAGGGAAAAUAACGUGUCUCUCCAUAACGGACCGUGUUCGGACUCAACUUCAUUGUAGAUAGAGCUUUCUCUUCUUUCCACAAUGUCACACAGAGCAACGUAUUCUGCCAGAAGAUGAAAUUAUUCAUUAAGUUACAGCUGAAGCUUUUUCUUUAAUAUGUCCAAAACCUAUUUUCAUAUUUGUAGAAUUUAUAAAUGUUGACUCAUAUCGAGCUGUUUGAUUUAAAUCUGUGCUUUUUGAGUCAAGGUCUGAAAAUUUUAAACAUAUGUUUAAAGUUUGUGUGAAACCCAUAUAGAUUCUCAUAGAUGCCUGGUAUAUGUGACCGAGUCCACUGAAGGACUUCACAAUGUAAAACCAGUGUUGAGGUUGUAAAACACAAGGGCAUACAGCAGUUUACAUUCUUUUUUUUUUCUUUUUUAAUAAUGCCAUAAUCAUUUGUCAUAUUUUCUGUAAAUAUCUGUUCAUAUUUCACACUAAUUACACAAGGUCAUCUAUAUUUACAAAGUGGUGUUUUAAACGUUGUGCUCCGCUCAGUUCGCAGCCUUUUCGUUUGAUGUAUCUAAAGCACAGAGUGAGGACUUGGCGGCGGUGUUGAGCUGUGCCUAUCCAGGAAAAAAAAAGAAAAAAGAGGAGCACAGGUUGCUUUUGUUUUUGUUUUUCAUUCACCAGCAAUGCCAUUUAGCAAACCGUUGUUGUUCGGUGGCCCAUAUCUGUAAGUGAUGUGGUUGUAUGCAUCCUCAAAGGCGGGUUUUCAAAUGUUGUGGGUGUUGCUGAUGAGAUUGUGUUUACGGUUUGGCGAGAGAAGAUGAGCUUAUGGAGUGUCAUCUUCGUUUGUUGUUUUUUUUAUUUGUGUAAUUUCUAAGAGGGAUUGACGAGGCAUUUCGAUGCAGUUCACUGUGUGCAUUGAUGUAGGUUAACUACGCUGAGGAUUUCUUUGUUUUCACCACUUUGGUUCUGUAUGUAUUGAAGUCGCUACCAGUUUAUUUGUUAUUUAUUUCCAUUACAGAGAGUACUUUGAAGAUCUAAUCUUUAAUUCCACAUAGUGGGCUAAGAGACAGCAGUAAAAGGAUUAAUUAAGAGUCUGAUUGCCCUUAAAGUGUCCCAGGGGUGCUUUCAUCUCUCUGAGCGGCCCCAGUCAGCCGGGUGGUGACUGAUACAGCUCCUCACCCCGUGCAGCUGUGAAGCACACUUGUAGGCAGAGGACCUUAAUGCUUGAAACUAGUUUGAAAAUGCAUCAUUUUUUCAAAUUAUCUUCAAUAGUUCUGUUUUCCUGAGAUAUUAUAUUAAAAAAGGCUAAAAUAUUAAAACAAGUGUGGUGGUUCAAAGUGUCUAACUCCUGCAUUAAUCUUUGCAAAAACAGCAGCAUUCACUCCCUCAUAACGACCGUCAUGUAUUUCCAUACGGAGGCAUGAAGCAGUAAGGCUCUUUGCUGAGACAAUACGUUUUGUUAAGUGCACUUUGUAGCGUUACUUAACCCCUAAAUGCACAACCUGAGCAGCUGUGCUCAGCACUGACCACUCUCCACCUCGACCUCAGCUGCUCUUACUAACAAAAAGAAAAGAAGAACAUUUCACCCUUGCUGUGCUGGCCAUGACUGAAGCAAGUAACUCUGACAUAUUGUCCUCGAUGAAAACAAGAUUUUCCUGUCCCUCUAUGUUUUUAUUACAGCGUUUGUCAGUUCUGUAUAAUAGUCACGUGUCUGCUGUACAUAAAUUGCUGUCCAUUCUGUACAGUUCUGAUAUUUGUCUAUAUGAAUAGUAGGCUAUGUUUAAUAGUAUAAUCUGUUUUAAGCAGGUAUCAUGUCAAAAACUGUGUGACAUCUAUUGAAGACAAUGUGUUAUGGGCCACUGGCAAUACAUACUAUAUGUAAAUACAAUUUUAUUUGUGCUACAUUGUAUAAUUUCUUUGUGCUCGUUCAUAAUACCAGUGAGAAUACAAUCCUUUUUUGGCAACUUUUGAUCUGCAGAGGACUUUCUUUGAACAAUGUGUUUUUCUCUGAAGAAGAAGAACAAAAAAGAAAAAAAAAAUAGAAGAAAAAGAAAAAUGAUCUCCUCUUUCCUCUCCACUGUGAUGGGGAGCUUACACAGAGGCUGUUUGAGAUUGUGUCUGUCUGUAGGAGGACCAUAGACUCUGGAUCUGAUUCAACAUCAGGAUCUCUCCUAGCUGACAGGCGUCCAAGCAGACGUGUGGCCGAUGGCGAGGAGGUCAAAGGUCGCCUCCUGGCCAACCCCACCACUCAACCUCUGACUGACUGUAGCCUAUUUUGAUCCUCUUUCAGAUGAAUAACUGUGACUUUGCAUCAUGAAUAGUAUAUUAUUUUGAAUGUAAUCUAGAAGGGUCGGGACCUUUUUUGAAUGUAAUCUAUCCUGGGGGGGCGGGGGAGGAUUAAUGAUUUUUUUUGUAAAUAUAUGGUAAAAGAAAAAAAGAUUACAGUUUUCAUUCCUGUGCAGAUAACAAAUUUUACUUACUAUGUGAAUACAAAGAGAGUGUUUAUGUGUGUGAGUGAUGUCUCUGAGGUGAUGUGUGUGCAUUUGCACGUGCAUCCGUAUGCAAGAGUGUGUGUGUUUGUGAGCGUGUGUGUGUGUGUGAGCGCGUGUGUGUGUGCGCUCUUCUGGCAGAUUUAAUCCUGCUUUAAUCAGCCAGUUCUAUCAAUCAAUUCAAUGCUUUGUGCAUCAUGUGAGUAGCUUAUCCACAAUUAAUGGAAAUGUUCCUUGUGAUACUGUGCAUUUAAUAAAGGUGGUAUGUCUUACAAUA
Messenger RNA from Seriola aureovittata, 6097 nucleotides. RefSeq names its product neurotrophic tyrosine kinase, receptor, type 2b (gene ntrk2b). The transcript is spliced from 17 exons. Gene Ontology annotation, cellular component: axon; signaling receptor complex; plasma membrane. The record is from RefSeq and is a predicted model, not a curated record. Gene Ontology annotation, molecular function: brain-derived neurotrophic factor binding; ATP binding; brain-derived neurotrophic factor receptor activity. NCBI's taxonomy places the organism in Eukaryota, Metazoa, Chordata, Actinopteri, Carangiformes, Carangidae. The coding region runs from base 533 to 2899 and encodes 788 amino acids. Gene Ontology annotation, biological process: multicellular organism development; protein phosphorylation; cell surface receptor protein tyrosine kinase signaling pathway.